AUGGAAAACCACACCAAGGUAACUGACUUCAUUUUGGUUGGGUUCAAAUCUCAUCCAGGAUCUCAACCCCUUCUUCUGUUCUCAACAAUCUGUGCUGUCACUGUGGUAGGAAAUGCUUGCACGAUCCUCACCGUUAGAAUGGACUCCAAGCUGCACACUCCCAUGUACUUUUUCUUAGAGAAUUUGUCAUUCUUGGACAUCUGCUAUUCCUCUAUCAUCACUCCUAAAGCAGCACUGACAUUGUCACUGCGCAGAAGUAUAUUUUCCUACAAUGGCUGUUCAUCUCAGAUGUUCUUCUCUCUCUUUGGCACAACAGAAGCCUUCUUCCUUGCUGUGAUGGCUUAUGAUUGCUUCAUUGCCAUCUGCAAUCCACUGCUGUACAAAGUCAUAAUGAAUAAAAGAUUUUGUGUUUUCAUGGUGGUGGGUUCUUAUCUGUCAGGCUGCAUCAAUUGCACCACCCAGACAGGCUUUACAUUCAGUUUGUCCUUUUUUGGGCCCAAAGAAAUAAACUACUACUUCUGUGAUGUUCCUGCAGUGAUGCAUGCCUCCUGCUCAGACACACUUGCCAAUGAAACAGUAAUGCUGUCUCUAUGUGGAUCAAUUAUUGUGGGCACUGCCUUUGUGGUUUUUAUCUCCUACGCUUAUAUAUUUACCACUAUUGUCCAAAUGCUUUCAGCUGAGAGCAGGCGCAAGGCCUUCACUUGCUCUUCUCACAUGCUGACCAUCAGCUUGUUCUUUGGGACUGUUUUCUUCACGUAUGCUCAGCCUGGGGCCACAACUUCACCUGACAAAAACCAUACCAUCUCUAUCCUCUAUAUUAUUAUUAUUCCUAUGCUAAACCCUUUCAUCUUUCAUCUAUACCCUCCAAAACAAGUAAAAGGGUUUCUGAAAAAACAGUUAAAAAGGAUAGGCUUUUUUAGUACCUUUACUAAGGAUGAGAAUGACCAGAGUACUCCCAGUGCCAAGACUGGGACCAGAUCAGAUCCACCCAAGGAUACUGUGGGAGCUGGCAGAGGAGCUCGCCAAGCGCUCUCCAUCAUUUAUCAGCAGUCAUGGUCAACCAGGGAGGUCACAGAUGACUGGAAACUCAUGAAUGUGGUGCCCCCCUACAAGAAGGGUCAGAAGGAGGAUCCAGGGAACUACAGGCCUGUCAGCCUGACCUUGGUGCCUGAAAAGGUCAUGAAGCAGAUCAUCUUGAAUGCCAUUACUCAGCACAUGUAG
Molecule: messenger RNA, 1221 nt
Organism: Phalacrocorax carbo (great cormorant)
Lineage: Eukaryota; Metazoa; Chordata; Aves; Suliformes; Phalacrocoracidae
Source: RefSeq, a predicted model, not a curated record